CGGAAGUACAUUUAUAACCCAGCGUUUCCGGUGACGUAACGCUAGCAUCUGAUGCUACACGCGGGAAACAGGCAAAGCAGCACGAAACAGAGGCAUCAUGGGUGAUAUGCUGGAGUUCAACGAGAUUUAUCAGGAAGUGAAAGGCUCUUGGAAUGACGGACGGCUACGGUUCAGCAAACAAAAUGUGGUUUAUAAGAGCAACAAGACGGGGAAGGUGGACAGCAUUCCUGCUGGUGAGCUCAACUUAGCGCAGUGGAGGCGAGUGUGCUUAGGUCACGGCAUCAAACUCGGCACCAGCACAGGACACGUGUACAAGUAUGACGGCUUCAGGGACACGGAUUUCGAGAAGCUCUCUGAGUUUUUUAAGGCCAACUACAAGAUGGAGCUGGCAGAGAAGGACAUGUGUGUGAAGGGCUGGAACUGGGGGACAGCAAAGUUCUCAGGUCCGCUGCUGUCAUUUGACGUCAACGACAACACAGCGUUCGAAAUCCCCCUCUCCAAUGUUUCCCAGUGUGCAACGGGAAAAAAUGAAGUCACCCUGGAGUUUCACCAGAAUGACGACACAGAGGUCUCCCUGAUGGAAGUCCGAUUUUACGUCCCCCCCAGCCAGGCCGAUGAGCGACAAGAGUCUGUGGAGGCUUUUGCUCAGAAUGUCCUGUCCAAGGCUGACGUCAUCCAAGCCACAGGAGAUGCUGUGUGCAUCUUCAAGGAGCUGCAGUGUCUUACUCCCAGAGGAAGAUAUGACAUCCGUAUCUAUCCGACAUUCCUUCACCUGCAUGGUAAAACUUUUGACUACAAAAUUCCCUACACCACUGUCCUCCGUCUCUUCCUGCUGCCACACAAGGAUCAGAGGCAGAUGUUCUUUGUGAUUAGCCUUGAUCCUCCAAUCAAGCAGGGUCAGACUCGCUAUCACUUCCUCAUUCUCCUUUUCUCCAAAGAGGAGGACAUAAAUCUCACCCUUAACAUGAACGAGGAUGACGUGGAGCGCCGUUUUGAGGGGAAACUCAAUAAGAACAUGUCGGGGUCUCUCUAUGAGGUAGUCAGCAGGGUGAUGAAGGCUCUGGUCAAUCGCAAGAUCACUGUCCCAGGAAACUUCCAGGGCCACUCUGGGGCUCAGUGCAUCACCUGUUCAUACAAGGCUUCUUCAGGCCUCCUCUAUCCUCUGGAGAGAGGCUUCAUCUACGUACACAAACCUCCUGUCCACCUCCGCUUUGAAGAGAUCUCCUGCGUUAAUUUUGCCAGAGGGACCACCACAACACGUUCCUUCGACUUUGAGAUCGAGACCAAACAGGGGAAUCAGUAUACUUUUAGCAGCAUUGAGCGAGAGGAGUAUGGCAAACUGUUUGACUUUGUCAACGCCAAGAAGCUCAACAUCAAGAACAGAGGAUUCAAAGAGAAGAAGGGCAUGAAGGGUAAAAUUGACGACUACAGUGACUCGGACGAAGACAAACAUGAUGCCUAUCUGGAGAGGAUGAAGGCUGAAGGCAAGAUCAGGGAGGAGGGCAACGACAGCGACGAGUCGGAUGCUGAAAGUGACGAAUCCUUCAACCCAGGAGAGGAGGAUGAUGACAUAGCAGAAGAGUACGACAGCAAUGCCAGUGCGAGUGACAGCAGUGAUGAAGGGGAUGACAGCGAAGACGAAAGCUCAAAGAAGAAAAAACCCAAGAAAGUGGUCAAGGAAAAGAAAGAAAGGAAAGAAAGGAAGCCACGCAAAGAGAAAAAGCAGAAGGAUGCAGGCGGUCCUAAGAGGCCCAUGAGCGCCUACAUGCUGUGGCUGAACUCCAGCCGAGAGAGAAUCAAGGCGGAGAACCCCGGCAUCUCCAUCACCGAAAUCUCCAAGAAGGCUGGAGAAAUGUGGAGGGGGCUGGGCAAAGACGAAAAGGAGGAGUGGGACACAAAGGCAGGGGAGGCGAAACGGCAGUAUGACAAAGCAAAGAAGGAGUACAAAGAGAGUGGUGGAGGAUCAACUUCAAGUAGCAAAAAGGAGAGUAAAAAAUCUACCAGCAAAAAGGAGGAGAAGAAGAGGAAGUCUGCUGGAGGUGACAAAGACAAGGAGCGAGGAGGCAACGACAGCUUCAAGAGCAAAGAGUUCAUUGAGACCAGCGAGGAGAGCUCCUCAGACUCCGACCACAAGAGCAAGUCCAAGAGGAAGAAGGAGUCAGAUGAUGAGGAAGAAGAGGCUGUGUCCACCCCUGCCAACUCGGAGGAAGAGUCUGACUAAACAAGUUACGUCAAAGACCCCAAACCAACAAGGACCAACAAUUUAUACUUUUGAUUUCAGACUAGUCGGCAAACUUGAGUUAUACAUAUUUUUCUUUUGUUUAGAUUUAAGACAACUCUAAAUUGUAUGUCUGGAUAAGAAGAGUCAUCUCCGGGUUGACAUCUGAGCAGGCGGCCGGCCCCCUCCCAGCUCAAUGAAGCAAUGGGGUCUUUUGCUUCGCUUGAAUUAUUAAGGUGUUUUUUCCAUCGAGCCCAUGGGAGCUGCUCUGACGGAAGCAGCAGGAAAGACUGUGAGCCCCCGAUUAUGUCAUGUGAAUGAUGCAGAGUAGUGGAUUUUUUGUUUCCCUCCUUCUCUCUGUAUAGUGCUUUUAAAAACAACAUUUUGUGUGUUUUGCUACGCCGUGUUUUCAGGUUGACAUAAAUAAUUUUCAAUAAACCUUAACUUUUUUUCCCCUUUGGUA
Oryzias latipes (Japanese medaka) is the source of this 2681-nucleotide messenger RNA. The record is from RefSeq and is a predicted model, not a curated record. Lineage: Eukaryota; Metazoa; Chordata; Actinopteri; Beloniformes; Adrianichthyidae.